Molecule: messenger RNA, 1854 nt
Organism: Trichoplax adhaerens
Lineage: Eukaryota; Metazoa; Placozoa; Uniplacotomia; Trichoplacea; Trichoplacidae
Exons: 16
Coding region: 1-1854 (617 amino acids)
Cellular component (GO): nucleolus
Molecular function (GO): GTP binding
Source: RefSeq, a predicted model, not a curated record
AUGGGUAACAGAAAACGGAGCAAAAAAUCGGGCGGCGAUGCUACAUUUAAUAAAUCAACUGCUAGUACAAAUCCAGAUCGUCCCAAGCCGGCCGCAGGCAGCAGAAUGCGCGAUAAAGCUACGGUUAAACGUCUUAAUAUGUACCGAGAUACUGGCAGAUCUAGAAGAAAUUCAUCUGGAAAAAUAGUAAAGCGAGCUGCAUUCCAAUCGUACGCUGAAAGUGGAAGCGUUGCUAGGAUUGAACCUAAUCGAAAGUGGUUCGGUAAUACGAAAGUAAUUGCUCAAAAUGCAUUACAAAAAUUUCAGGCUGAAAUGGGUAAAGUAUCUAAGGAUCCAUUUCAGGUAAUUUUACGACAAAGCAAAUUACCAAUGUCACUAUUAAGAGAAAGUACCAAGCAGAAAAAUCGAGCUCAUAUUCUUGAUGUAGAGAGUUUCGAAAAUACCUUUGGUCCAAAAGCUCGUCGUAAGAAGCCUUCUAUACAGUCAGAGGACCUCCAGGCAAGAUUUAAUAAAAUUGCAUAUACUAUAUUACCGAAGCACUAUUACGAUGCUAAUCAAGAUAAAGAUUUAGAACGUGCAACUCCGGAUACAAAAGAUGAAACUCAAGAGAUGAUAUUUACAGCUGGACAAUCUAAACGUAUUUGGAAUGAACUCUAUAAGGUGAUCGAUUCGUCAGACGUUAUAGCGGAGGUUUUGGAUGCUAGAGAUCCAAUGGGAACACGCUGCAAGAAUGUAGAAAAUUAUCUCGCCAAGGAAAAGCCUCAUAAAAAUCUCAUUUUCAUUUUAAAUAAAUGUGAUCUUGUACCUACUUGGGCAACUUCACGUUGGGUUGGAAUCUUAUCGAAGGAAAAGCCAACUGUUGCUUUUCAUGCUAGUAUGACAAAUCCCUUUGGUAAAGGAUCAUUAAUUAAUGUGCUGCGUCAAUUUGGGAAGCUUCAUAAGGAUAAAAAACAAAUCAGUGUUGGAUUUAUCGGAUAUCCAAAUGUUGGGAAAAGCUCUGUAAUUAAUGCACUAAGAGCCAAAAAGGUCUGUAGCGUGGCUCCUAUUGCCGGAGAAACUAAAGUGUGGCAGUAUAUCACUCUUAUGAAGAGAAUUUUUUUGAUUGAUUGUCCUGGUGUUGUAUAUCCUGCAGAUGACUCUGAAACAGAUAUCAUCCUUAAGGGUGUUGUUCGAGUAGAGAAAGUAAAGGAACCUUCUCAAUAUAUUCAGGCCGUUCUGGAUAGAGUCAAACCUGAAUAUAUACUCAACACGUAUAAAAUUCAGCCUUGGAACGAUGCUGUACACUUCCUGGAGCAAAUCGCUAAGAAAGCUGGCAAGCUAUUAAAGGGAGGAGAAUGUGAUCUUAAUUCGGUUGCGCGUAUGAUUCUCAAUGACUGGCAGCGUGGUAAAUUACCCUAUUUUGUUUCUCCUCCGAAAUUGGAUGACGAGCAGGUCACUGAAACAAAAGAGGCCAUUCCAUCCGAUAAAAUAAUUUCUACUGAUAAUUCUGAAGGUGUUCUUACAUUAAAGGAUACAACUUUAGAAAGCAUGGAGAACAAUCUUGAGGUUUGUCCUUCGGAUAAAGAAGAUAACGACCUUAAAACUGAUGAAAAGAGUGAGACUUCAAGCACAUUAUCGGAUGGCGACGACGAUACCGAGCUAUCUGGUGAUGUUCAUCUGAAUACUGAUCUAUCUAGUAAUAAAAGUAUAAAUGAUCCUUUGGACGCUGAUAUAUCAAAUGUAAAACGACCAACGUCGACGUAUGAAGUCUACUCGAAAAACAAUGUUAUUUGCGUUGUUGCAAAAGGUGAUUCUCCAGAAGCUGAUAUAAGAGACGAUGAAUAUACAACAUCAAGUGAGUAUGAUUCUAAUUAA